CCUAAUUAACUGCCGGCUCGUCAGACCGUCGAUUUCAGUGUUCGCUGGUCAUCGGUUGAGUUAGCACGCUUGCCACUCUCACCCGCACGCCAACUGAAGCCGCAAUGCUGUCUCUCCUCCUCGCGCUGCUCGCAGGCUCCGUGGCCGCCCUGAAGGUGAAGCCCUUGGCCAUCGUGGACGAUCAACAGUACAUUUCCUACGGCCUCGGUCCUUCCGAGACCAACAGCGUCCUCCUGUGCAACUACACGCUGGGCGAGGGCCAGGAGGUGUCCGGGGUCCUCUGGGAGAUCCUGAAGGAUGAAAGCUCGGCCGGAACCUUCGAGUGGAAGCCCAACGCCCCUGCGACCGCCACAGGUCUCCUGAAGGACAAGGUGAACCUCGAACGCGAUGACAGUGAUCUGGAACUGACCACGCUGACCUAUGAGCUGAGCGCCAACUACAGCUGCACCGUCACUGCCGACGAUGGCACCACGGCGAGUGCCAAGGACGAAAUACUGAUCAUAGACACCACCAGCAACCACAUCUACGAGACAAUCUUCCCGUCGGAGGCGACCUGCAGCAUCAGAAUCUCCGUAAGGUACUUCCCCGUGUUCCCGGAGCCGACCGUCAUCGCCGGCUUGUACUCGGAGAGCCUCGGCAAGUACUUCAGGGAGGUCGACGCCUGGGUCGCCGACCGCCAUCCCAACGGCUCCGUGGCUUACUCUUUCAGCGAUUAUGUUACUGAG
This is a messenger RNA of Penaeus monodon (black tiger shrimp), 725 nucleotides long. RefSeq lists its product as uncharacterized. NCBI's taxonomy places the organism in Eukaryota, Metazoa, Arthropoda, Malacostraca, Decapoda, Penaeidae. The record is from RefSeq and is a predicted model, not a curated record.